UCUGGCUGACCACACAGAACCACAGCACGCUGGUGACGGAGCGCAGUGCUGUCCCUUUCCUCCCUGUCAACCCCGAGUACUCAGCCACUCGCAACCAGGGCCGGCAGAAGCUGGCCAGGUUCAAUGCCAGGGAGUUUGCCACCUUGCUCAUCGACAUCCUUGGGGAAGCCAAGCGCCGGCAGCAAGGGAAGAGCCUGCUGAGCCCUACAGAUGCCCUUGACUACUCGCUGCGGAGCCAGAGUGACCUGGACGACCAGCACGACUACGACAGCGUUGCCUCUGACGAGGACACAGACCAGGAGCUGCUGCGCAACGCCUCCCGCAACAACCGUGCCAGGAGCAUGGACUCCUCCGACCUCUCCGAUGGCCCCAUCACACUGCAGGAGUACCUGGAGGUGAAGAAGGCUCUGGCUGCCUCCGAGGCCAAGGUGCAGCAGCUGAUGAAGGUGGACAACAGCCUUAUGUGCUGGGGUGGGCGGGAGGUGGAGGACGAGGCUCUGUACUCCAUGCACAUCCCGGCCAGCGUGUACCGGAUGCGGAAAGGUCCAUCUGCCUCCUCAGUGCCCUUUCCCCCAUCCUCUCCACUGCUCUCCUGCCCGCCUGACAGUGCCCGGCACAUGAGCAAGCUGGACCGACACGGCAGUGGCACUGACAGUGACUAUGACAACACGCAGACGGGUGAGGUCCUGAUCAGCAUGGAGGGGAAGAGGUUUGUGGAGCUGAGCAAGGAUGAGGACUUUCCCCAUGAGCUGGACCCACUGGAUGGGGAGCUGGACCCUGGGCUGCCCAGCACCGAGGACGUCAUCCUGAAAACCGAGCAGGUCACUAAAAACAUCCAGGAGCUGCUGCGGGCAGCACAGGAGUCUAAGCACGACAGUGCUGCUGUCACGGCAACGGAGGUAAGUGCUGGCUGCCUCUUGUUGCCAUGGUACCCGGCUGGCUGCGGGGACACCCCCCUAGCAUCCCUGGAAAGGGGCUGGGACAGGACCCCCAAACCAACUCGGGGGACAGAAGUGUGUGGGGGGGGCGUUAAGGCCAGCCGGUCGCUGCGGGAGCUGGAGGAAGCCCUCUUCUGCCAGACCCGGAGCCACCCCACCAGCUGGGAUUCCUACUGGGAGCGCAACGAGCCCCUGCGCGAGGCGGACGAGGCGGCGGUGCCGGUUCUGUGCCUCUGCAGCACCGACGACCCCGUCCGCGGCCCCCCGGUCCCCAGCCUGCCCCUCGAGCUCUUCCCUCCCAGCCCCUACUUCUUCCUGCUGCUGACCCCCCGUGGGGGACACUGCGGGUUCCCCCGCUGCGGAUCGGGGCACUGCUGGGGCCACGAGGCCGUGCUGGAAUACUUCAGGGCCACGGGUGAGUUCCUGGGGGCAGAGGAGAGGAGGAAGGGGCUGCUGCGGCCCCGCAGGUGUGGGGGGCCCAUUGUUGAGCCCCCCGUCUUCACCUGGCAGAGAUCCUACACCCGGUAG
This is a messenger RNA of Chaetura pelagica (chimney swift), 1466 nucleotides long. Its product is annotated as ARF GTPase-activating protein GIT1-like. The annotation marks the transcript as partial. Lineage: Eukaryota; Metazoa; Chordata; Aves; Apodiformes; Apodidae. Gene Ontology annotation, molecular function: GTPase activator activity. Gene Ontology annotation, biological process: regulation of ARF protein signal transduction; brain development. The record is from RefSeq and is a predicted model, not a curated record. The transcript has 10 exons.